Emiliania huxleyi CCMP1516 is the source of this 435-nucleotide messenger RNA. RefSeq lists its product as hypothetical. The coding region runs from base 1 to 435 and encodes 144 amino acids. NCBI's taxonomy places the organism in Eukaryota, Haptophyta, Isochrysidales, Noelaerhabdaceae. The record is from RefSeq and is a predicted model, not a curated record. The transcript is spliced from 6 exons.
AUGGAGGAGCUGUCUGCCGAAGUCGAGGCGAUGAACAUGGGCGCACUUCGCAGCGCGCUGGCGGCCAGCCUCGCGGCGGAGCGCGGGCUCGACAAGAGCGGCAAGAAGCCGGCGCUGGCGGCGCGGCUGCUGGAGGCGAGAGGGCGAGGGUGCGGGAGGAGCGCGCGGCCGCUGCCGACGGGAGCAGCAGAGAAGGCCGAGGCGGAGCGGGCGGCGAGGCGCGCGAGGAAGGCCAAGGCGGUCGCUGGAGAGGCGCUGGCUUGCGGAGCAGCUAGAGAGGUGGGAGACCAGCAGCCGGACGAGGGUCUGGAGACCGGCGCGGCGGAGGCGUCCGGCGCAGCCCUCGCGCAGCUCGAGGCUAUCGACGAGGCGGUGGAGGCGGGCUCCCUCACGCUCGAGGCCGCCAUCGAGCAGCUCGCGGCGAUGCGCCGCUGA